Argiope bruennichi is the source of this 1354-nucleotide messenger RNA. RefSeq lists its product as uncharacterized. The record is from RefSeq and is a predicted model, not a curated record. The coding region runs from base 313 to 831 and encodes 172 amino acids. The transcript is spliced from 5 exons. Lineage: Eukaryota; Metazoa; Arthropoda; Arachnida; Araneae; Araneidae. Gene Ontology annotation, cellular component: membrane.
UCAGCUGCGGCAAGAGGGGGAUUUCAUUCCUUUUUAAAUAGUUCUUAAACUCACGUGAGUAUUGCCGGCUCCAGAUUAAGACUUAAAUUUUUUGAGUUAAUUUUUUAUCAGAUAUCGCAUUUGGCUUCCAGAAGAAGAAGCUCUUAAUCUGAGCUUCACGUUCUGGUAGUUUCCUCAUUGUGAAGUUUUCCAUCCCAUUAUUUUCCUCUGCUUAUUGUGAAGUGAACUACAUGUGAUUGAGAGCGUUGCAGGCAUCGUCGCAGGUGAAUCUUAAAAAGAUUUGUCAUCGCGCCUUUCAUGGCCUGAGCACCGAUGAGCAGUGGAACAGAGAAAAUGCACCAGUACACCGUGGUGAUGCCAGAGGUUGCAGAACCACCAUGCGAUUACCCGAAAGGUGUACACAGCUUAUUGAUGCUUUUGCAGCUGGUGCUGGGCGCCAUUACCAUUGGUCUCGUGGCAGAUAUGGGCAGUUACCAGGCCCAGGCGGUGCUCGCCGAGAAUGAAUUCACUGUCGCUGCCUUCAUUUCCUUCGGUGAGUCGACGGCUCUGAUGAUGAUUGCCUACGGAUGCCUCAUCACCACCUUCCUGCUAUUGGUCUCAUCGAUUCUGUCGUCAAGAAGCUUCUAUCACGUGCCCAAGUCUCUCUUUUUCGUCUUGUACCACUUGGUCUCAGCUUCCUUAUAUCUAUCAUCAGGACUUUCUGUCGUUAUCCUCGGCUACCAAAGACGUUACGAAAAAUAUUACAUAACUGCUGGGGCUCUUGGAAUAGUCAACUCGAUCCUUUACAUCUUCAGUACUUGUCUCGGUCUCCGUGCUCUGUCUCUCAAAUGAAAACGAUGUCUCAUCACCAAAGAUUGUAAAUCCAUGAAAGCGACGUGAGCUUUAAGAUACGCCGAGUCCUGCCAAAGCAAAUAAUCAAAAAACUGAAUCAGUAAUUGAGUCACACUUUGUGAAAAGCAUUUGUGCUACUGAGACACUUCGUUGUGAUUUUUUUUAUUUCCUGUCGAGAAUUUCAAAUAAGAUUUGUGCAUAGGGCUAGAGUCAUACGAUAUCGUAGAAAGCUUCCUUAUCUUUUUUGAAUGUUUAGAUUAUUGUUAGUGAUAUUCCUUUGAAAUGUAAAUAUACUUCUUCGUGGAUUUAUUAUUUCAGUUUUUUUUUUGUAAGUUUCAUGAUUUUUUUGUGUCAUUUUUUUUUAUUACUUACUCAGGAUAAGAUAUGCUGAUUCUGUUAGAUUUUUUUGUUGAAUGAAACUAUGUGAAGUAUUUCUUUGUUGUCAUUAUUUUAUGUUUAGGCAGUUAAUUUUUGUUAAAGCAUUUUAUCGCAACAUUGAAGUCGGUUACGCUGUAUUAUCAUU